CGGCGCUUAGCGGCCCGGAGCAGGAGCUGUUAGGAGCGGCGGCCAGGCGUGUGCGAGCUAUGGGGCUGUCGGAGGCGUCCGGCUCAGAGCUUCUCCCAGAUCACAACUUUCCUGCUAGGUGAAAGCUUCCCCAACAGGCUAGAGCUUUCCCCAGGUAACAUCCCCCUCUUUGAGAUACAUUCCCAGGUGAGUACUUUCUCCCAAUCCGUGUGGGAGCCUCCCCUCCGGGUCAGAGCUUCCCCUAGAUGAGAGUACCCCGCAGGUCAGAACCCUCUGCCCCUGGGUCUCCUGUUCCCAGGUGAAAUCUUUCUCCCACUUCAGGUAGGAGCCUCUGGACAGAUAAGAGAUUUUGGCUGGGUGUUGAAAGUUUUCCUGGCAGGUCAGAGUUCCUUCUAGGUGAUGAUUCCCCUGAGAGCUCCUAUUCCCAGGUGAAAUCUUUCUGCUGCUUCAAGUGGGCACUUUCCUUUCUAGCUGGGAGCCUCUCCCUCUAGGUGAGAGCUUCCGGCUCCAGGAAAGAUCCCCUUCUCAGGUGAAAGCCAUCCCUUGGUUGUCCCAGACUAGGCCUGAGCUGGCUAAACCUGGACCCUGGGGUUGGAGGCCCAGGGGCAACCUUGGCCUUAACACAUUCCUUCCCUUAGAGAGGAGGGUCUCAUCUGGAGGCCUGAGGCUUGGAGAGGGAGUUGCUUGAAGAACUGGACUCCUGGUUUGCUGCAUCUCUUCCCUGAGUGUUCUCUCAGCCAGUCAGCACUGGGCUUCUGGGGUAGCUGGAUAAGGACUUGGGGACUGGACACAGACUAGCUGGGGGAAGACAAGGAGCUGGGAGAAAGGGGCUAGGAGGGGUGGCCAGCCUUGGUCCCAAAGCAGAAUGCUCCGGGCUGGGCAGCCACACCUGGGCUGAAGGUGCGAGUCCUGCUGUGUUCAUCCUGCUCUCCCUUGUUGGGGGACUUUGGCCCAGAAAUAGGCUUCCAUCAGCCAAAGUUCAGGUACUGCCCCUGCCUGGGUGUGGGCAUGGGGCCCACAGGGGCAGGCUGGGACUGGACCUACUGUACCUUGAUCUUGGGGCCUGGAAAAAUCAGGGACGUGCAGGUACAGCUGUCUGCAACCCAGGCAAUGGAGCUGCACAGGCGAGACUACCGCAUGGAACGGCCACUGCUGAACCAGGAGCAGCUGGAGGAGCUGGGACACUGGAGCUCAGCACCUAGGACCCAUCAGUGGCGAGUCUGGUUUCAGUGCUCCUAUGCCCGAGUCCGUGCCCUUCUGCUGCAACGCCUCCCAGUUUUGGUCUGGUUACCCCGGUAUCCCGUGCGUGACUGGCUCCUGGGUGACUUGUUAUCUGGCCUGAGUGUGGCCAUCAUGCAGCUUCCACAGGGCUUGGCCUAUGCUCUCCUGGCUGGGUUGCCCCCUGUGUUUGGCCUCUACAGCUCCUUCUACCCUGUCUUCAUCUACUUUCUGUUUGGUACUUCCCGGCACAUCUCUGUGGGGACCUUUGCUAUCAUGUCUGUGAUGGUGGGCAGUGUGACAGAAUCCUUGGCCCCGGCCUCGAACUCCACGGUCAACGAGACAUCCACAGAUGCUGCCCGGGUGCAGCUGGCCUCCACGCUCAGCGUCUUGGUCGGCCUCUUCCAGGUGGGGCUGGGCCUGGUCCACUUCGGCUUCGUGGUCACCUACCUGUCAGAGCCUCUGGUUCGUGGCUAUACCACAGCUGCGUCUGUGCAGGUCUUCGUCUCGCAGCUCAAGUAUGUGUUUGGCCUCCGUCUGAACAGCUACUCUGGGCCACUGUCCCUCAUCUAUACAGUGCUGGAGGUCUGCUGGAAGCUGCCCCAGAGUGUGGUUGGCACCGUGGUCACCGCACUUGUGGCAGGGGUGGUGCUCGUGAUGGUGAAGCUGUUGAAUGACAAGCUGCAGCCGCAUCUGCCUGUGCCAAUACCCGGGGAACUGCUCACGCUCAUCGGGGCCACAGGCAUCUCCUACGGCGUGGACCUGCAGCACAGAUUUGGGGUUGAUGUCGUGGGUGACAUCCCUCCAGGGCUGGUGCCCCCAGUGGCCCCCAGCCCCCAGCUGUUCGCAAAGCUUGUGGGAAACGCCUUUGCCAUCGCUGUGGUUGGGUUCGCCAUUGCCAUCUCACUGGGGAAGAUCUUCGCUCUGAGGCAUGGCUACCGGGUGGACAGCAACCAGGAACUAGUGGCCCUUGGCCUCAGCAACCUCGUCGGGGGCAUCUUCCAGUGCUUCCCCGUGAGUUGUUCUAUGUCUCGGAGCCUGGUGCAGGAGAGCACCGGGGGCAACACGCAGGUUGCUGGAGCCGUUUCUUCUCUUUUUAUCCUCCUCGUCAUUGUCAAACUUGGAGAACUCUUCAAAGAGCUGCCCAAGGCAGUGCUGGCGGCCACCAUUAUCGUGAACCUGAAGGGCAUGCUGAUGCAGUUCACUGACAUAUGCUCCCUCUGGAAGGCUAACCGUGCAGAUCUGCUCAUCUGGCUGGUGACCUUUGUGGCCACCAUCUUGCUGAACCUGGACCUUGGCCUGGCAGUUGCAAUAGUCUUUUCUCUGCUGCUCCUGGUGGUCCGGACACAGCUGCCCCACUACUCUGUCCUGGGGCGGUUGCCAGACACAGACAUUUACAGAGAUGUGGCCGAGUACGCAGAGGCCAGGGAGGUCCCGGGUGUGAAGAUCUUCCGCUCCUCAACCACCAUGUACUUUGCCAAUGCUGAGCUCUACAGUGAUGCGCUGAAACAGAGGUGUGGUGUGGACGUGGACCACCUCAUCUCCCGGAAGAAGAAGCUGCUCAGGAAGCAGGAGAAGCUAAAGCUGAAGCAACUGCGGAAAGAGAAGGAGCUCCAGAAGCAGGCCGCCUCCUCCAAGGGCACCUCAGUUUCCAUUAAUGUCAACACCAGCCUCGAUGACAUCAAGAGCAACAAUGUGGAGGACUCCAAGGCCAAGGUGAGCCCAGGGGAUGAGCCGCAAGAAACAGCGGCCAGUGGUCAGGAAGAUGCCAAGGCCCCGCAUGUGUCCACACUGAAGGCCCUGGGCCUGCCUCAGCCGGAUUUCCAUAGCCUCGUCCUGGACUUGAGUGCCCUCUCCUUCGUGGACACUGUGUGCCUCAAGAGCCUGAAGAGCAUUUUCCGUGACUUCCGGGAGAUCGAGGUGGAGGUGUACAUGGCAGCCUGCCACAGCCCUGUGGUCGCCCAGCUUGAGGCUGGACAUUUCUUCGAUGCAUCCAUCACUAAGAAGCAUCUCUUUGCCUCUGUCCAUGACGCUGUCUCCUUUGCCCUCCAACACCCGAAGUCUGGCCCCGACAGCACUGUUUUGGCCACCAGACUCUGACCGUGCUGCCACUCUGCCUGAGACUGCCUACCUACCUCUGGAGGCUGUGACGAGGCACCCUUCAGAAGCCCCCCACCCCUGGGCUGCCUCCAGGUGCCACCCAGGAGUCCGCUCCGUGCAAACACACACAUAACUCAGGGAUGGAGGUCCUGGGACUCCAAGUCAGUGCUCCAGGCCGGGGACAGGGUACUGCAGUGAGGCUGGCACUGCCCAGAUGCGGGGAGGGAGCUGGUGCAUAUUUUCACCCUCUGGAAUAAAGAUUUUUCUUCCCAA
Molecule: messenger RNA, 3591 nt
Organism: Lemur catta (Ring-tailed lemur)
Lineage: Eukaryota; Metazoa; Chordata; Mammalia; Primates; Lemuridae
Gene: SLC26A6
Product: solute carrier family 26 member 6
Exons: 22
Coding region: 1009-3318 (769 amino acids)
Biological process (GO): transmembrane transport
Cellular component (GO): membrane
Molecular function (GO): secondary active sulfate transmembrane transporter activity; bicarbonate transmembrane transporter activity; oxalate transmembrane transporter activity
Source: RefSeq, a predicted model, not a curated record